AAAAAAUGUUGGCUGUUCGGUGGCAUAACUGCAUUGGCAGCCUAGAGAAAAUUAAGGCCUUCAGACUAGGCUUAACUAGGGCCUUGGCCAGGAUGUCCGUGCCAGGCACCUGAUUAGGUGAAAUAUCCUGAAGCAAAUAAUAAUAACCUUUGCUGAUAAGAAGCCCCCAGUACUUUUCCAAUAGCAUGAUUGCACUAAGAUAUUUAUUUGGACCAUAGCCUGAAUCACAAACUGAUUCAUGGGUACUGGCCCUAACUUCAUCAAAACUAUUGUAUAUGUGGUGGAACCUGAUGUUCUCCUUAUGGUCCUGAGUUUGUGUAAUAAUACUCUCAGUUGCGUCACCUGUCCUUGUUUCUCUAGAUGGCUCCAUCUGGCUGCAGUUCUCCUUCUGUCCACUAGGUGGCCUCACUUAGGAAAGAGCAGGAUAAAAGGACUUCAAGCCUCUGAUGGUUUGGUUUGUUGUUGUUUUUUAAGAUUGAGGCUAGAAAGAAUGAAAAUAUAUUUUGAUGGAAACGUGUAAUUUUUAGUAGGCAACAAUCACCUCAUCCUCCUUGUGACUUGGAAUCUGUGAAGUACCCUGUAACCCUGUAUAUGACUGGACCCCAUCAUAGGGCAGAUAUUUUCCUGGGAUGGUUUAUAUAUAGCCUUGAUUCAUAAUUUUGUUGUCGUUUGCUGUUUCUAGGAAAGUAACAAAAUCUUGUCUUUAAAAAUAAGGACAUGAGGGACUUCCCCGGUGGUCCAGUGGUUAAGACUCUGUGCUUUCAAUGCAGGGGGAGUGCGUUCGAUCCCUGAUCAGGGAACUCUAAGAUCCCACCUGUUGCAUGGCAUUACCAAAAAAUUUAAAAAGUAUUUUCUGGCAUCUUGUGGUCACUGCAGUGCCCACUCCCCUACUGGCUCCUCCCCAUCCCCUCUGUCACCUGCCUGGCCCCCAGCUGCUCCCUUGUGCAUGUUCCCCAAUUCAUCUGAGUUCCUAAACACUUACAGUGUCCUCCAUACAAACACACUGGCACAUACAGAUUGGCUAGUCUGUGCAUGCCACAGAUCUGUGCAUGUGUCAGUACAUGGACAGGUACAUCUGAGGAUAAGGUGAGUGGAUAGGUACUGGGGAUAGGGGCAAGCCAGUGGGCAAGCUGGCUGGGUGAGGGGACCUGCUGGUGACAAAGUCUGUGUGCAGGAGAGAGGCCAAGAAGGCAGGUGGCAGGAAGGAGUGAAGGUACUGGUGGUGAGGGUAGGUAUCCAGGGCGGCAGCCUGUGAUCGCAUGGCAAAGACAGGCGAGUGUGCUGGCUGACAUCUGAGGAAGAGCUUUUAUUUAUUUAUUUUUUCAUUUAUUUUUAUUAGUUGGAGGCUAAUUACUUUACAAUAUUGUAGUGGUUUUUGUCAUACAUUGACAUGAAUUAGCCAUGAGGAAGAGCUUUUAAAACCAGUGCCGCCCUCUACCAAAGCUUCCUAGCUCCUAUAAUGGCAUUUGUACUUCUCAUUUCUCUAAGAAAGCUCCAGUUUGGUUUUUACCAAUCUCCAGAGCCCUCUUUGGAGAUGCCAGUUGGCACAAUGAAGUGCUGAACGGUUUACAGUCCCAGCCUAAGGUUCAGGGAGGGGAUGUGGUUUAACUGGGCCACAAAGCCUGGUACAGGACUCAUUUGCAUGGCCCCUGACGCCAUGUGACGCAGCCGGCUCCUCCUAUAUAAAGAAGAAGGAGCCGAAAUAUCUCCGAGUCUGGGUUGGACCGGCGGCCGUGGAGUUUGUGACACACUAGGUGACACCCCUCGAGUCACUUCCUUUCAACUCUGGAACGCCCACCCGGCUUUGGGUCCUCUUGGCAGCCUUCGCCCCCCUUCUAGCCCCAGGGCCCAACGCGCAGAGCCCAGCCCCACGCAGCGCGCCAGCCACCGGCGGCCGCCCAGCCUGCCCAGCCCAGUCCAGCCCGCAGCCCGGCCAGAGCUCCCCGGCAGCCCGAGCCAUGAACACCGAAAUGUAUCAGACCCCCAUGGAGGUGGCGGUCUAUCAGCUGCACAAUUUCAACAUCUCCUUCUUCUCUUCCCUGCUUGGAGGGGAUGUGGUUUCCGUUAAGCUGGAUAACAGUGCCUCCGGAGCCAGUGUGGUGGCCAUAGACAACAAGAUUGAGCAGGCCAUGGAUCUAGUGAAGAAUCAUCUGAUGUAUGCUGUGAGAGAGGAGGUGGAGAUCCUGAAGGAGCAGAUCCGGGAGCUGGUGGAGAAGAACUCCCAGCUGGAGCGGGAGAAUACUCUCUUGAAGACCCUGGCGAGCCCAGAGCAGCUGGAGAAGUUCCAGUCCCGUCUGAGCCCCGAGGAGCCAGCUCCCGAAACCCCAGAAACCCCCGAGGCCCCCGGUGGUUCUGCGGUGUAAGUGGCUCUGUCCUCAGGGUGGGCAGAGCCACUAAACUUGUUCUACCUAGUUCUUUCCAGUUUGUUUUUUGGCUCCCCAAGCGUCAUCUCACGUGGAGAACUUUACACCUAGCAUAACUGGUGCCAAGAGAUGUCCCAAGGACAUGGCCACCUGGGUCCACUCCAGUGACAGACCCCUGACAAAGAGUAGGUCUCUAGAGGCUGAGUUGCAUGGGGCCUCAUCACCCCAAGCCAGUGAGCCUCUAAUGCUGCUGCGCCCUGUGGGCUCCCAGGGCCUGAGCAAUUUAGCUGCAACUGGCAAAGGAGAAAGGUAGUUUGAGACGGGCCGCCCGUUUGCUCCAGAAAGUCUAAGGGGUCUGUUUUUUUCAUUUCCAUGGACAUCUUCAACAGCUUCAACCUGACAACAACUGUCCUAUGAAGAAACCAAUUGUGGUUUAAGCAGAGGCAACCUCUCUCUCCUCCAUUGCCUCACCAGGACAGGGCCAGAGUUGGGAGAGAUUGAGCCAAGUCAGCCUUCUGUUGGUGAAUAUGAUGUAAUGCAUGGCUUUGUGCACAGCCCAGUGUGCGAUUAUGGCUUUGGGAUGACCGCUUACAAAGUUCUGUUUGGUUAGUAUUGGCAUAGUUUUUUCUAUAUAGCCAUACAUGCAUAUAUAUACCCAUAGGGCUAGAUCUGUAACUUAGUGUAGUGAUGUAUACAUAUACACAUACACCUAUGUGUUGAAGGGCCUAACCAGCUUUGGAAGUAUUGAGUGGUCCCUUAUCUCUUAAGGCUAAUUCUUAGAUUUGUUCAUUUACUAAGUGGAUCCAGUUUGUCCUUUAGGUUAAGUAAAACUGAAGAGUAAAGGCAGGGAGGGGGGCCAGCCUCUAAAUGCCUUGCUGCUGCAACCUUUGCCCCAUAUGUCCCCUGAAUACAUGUGAGGUCCCCUUCUGAAUGCCAAACCCACCAUUCACUGGUGCUGACUACAUAGAAUGGGGUUGAGAGAUCAGCUGGGACUUUGUUAUCUGAAAACUUUGUUUUGUUUUUAACGGUUGUGGAAAACUUUCAAGUGCAGAGAAUGAUUAGCUUGCCGGUGUCCUCUCAUGGACAAGGGAAUGACUCUGACCUGAUGAUACCUGGGUGAUGUGCUCAGGGAGCUUGUCUCUAGGGAGUUCUGUGGCAGUGAACACUUCCCACUUUCUAACACCUUAUCCUGAUGUUAUGUCUCCAGGAUUUGGAUUUGGAUUUUUCAAAUGUAGCUUGAAAUUUCAAUAAACUUUGCUCUUCUUUUUUUUCUAAAAAUAAA
Odocoileus virginianus texanus is the source of this 3645-nucleotide messenger RNA. RefSeq names its product TSC22 domain family member 3 (gene TSC22D3). Gene Ontology annotation, biological process: regulation of transcription by RNA polymerase II; negative regulation of activation-induced cell death of T cells. Lineage: Eukaryota; Metazoa; Chordata; Mammalia; Artiodactyla; Cervidae. The record is from RefSeq and is a predicted model, not a curated record.